AGAGUAUCCCUGGGCAUACUAACACCGACAAACAAACCUACGGUGAAGCGAGUGUUUAUUGUUAUGUUAUACAAUGAACUACCCGUCAGUCGCAAGGCGGGUUAUAAAUACAUUAGCUGCACUAAGCCGACUGUAACGUACAAGGACAGGACAGGCUUGAAUCACGUGAUAUACCACAGUCAACGGGGACGCUACUGACCUGAACUGAAACUGUUUAUGUUGCAGGGAAACAUUGGUGAUCUGCCAAAUGACAUGACAACGCUGAAACAUGUGGAUUUAUGGAUCAAUUGUGUUUUUAAGCUGUCUGACUGUUCAAGGUGAAGAGGAAUGUGAGCCUGGAAAAUAUGGGGAUGGUUGUAGUAAAAGUUGUUCUCAAAACUGUAAACCUCUUCCAAAUGGCAUAGUGCUCUGUCACAAAGAAACCGGAAAAUGCUUGGAAGGAUGCACAAUAGGUGUGUACGGUGACCAGUGUGAUGAACCGUGCAGCAAACAUUGCCUAGAAAACACCUGCAAUCAGCACAACGGACACUGUACUCUAGGCUGUAUAGGAAAUCACAUCGGCGUCUUCUGUGAGAAUUACAAUGGGAUUAUUACCGUGCAUCAAGGUACUACCUCUAGCAGUCAUACCACCGUUACCACAGGUGUGGCACCGACAAGCAGUUCCCAGGUCGUCAUUCCAGUUGUUGUAGCAAUACUUGUCCUUAUCCUCAUCCCUGUGGGCGCAGUGGUUAUCAUCAUAUGGCGCAGAAAAAAGAAGAAGAAGAAGAAGAAGAAGAAGAAGGAAAGUCAACGUGACCCCGACGUUAAGGUGGGAUUUCUCCCAGGUUCUCCUCAAGAUGGUCAGUAUUUGAUGAAAGAAAUACAAGAGAUAAAAGAGAUGAUGAUGUCAAUGCGGAGGCCUGGUGCUCCUCAACCCUCGAACUGCAGUGUAUUCUGUGAGUACAAGCUGUGAUGAGGA
Messenger RNA from Haliotis rubra (blacklip abalone), 958 nucleotides. Its product is annotated as platelet endothelial aggregation receptor 1-like. Bases 269 to 952 code for a protein of 227 amino acids. Lineage: Eukaryota; Metazoa; Mollusca; Gastropoda; Lepetellida; Haliotidae. Gene Ontology annotation, molecular function: scavenger receptor activity. The transcript is spliced from 8 exons. The record is from RefSeq and is a predicted model, not a curated record.